AGAUUGGAGAUGCAGCAGAGGUUGAGUAAAGCGUAUAUUGAGUGUAGGAGGGAGAAUGGAGCUGAUUUCAAAGCUUGUGAGUGAUUUUGUUGCACCCUUCUUUUUUUUCCCCUCGGUAGUUUGGGGCGCUUUUGGGUGUCGGAUCGAUUUCGCUCCUUGGCACUUUCAUUUAACUUGAACCAGUUUUCGUCCCCUUUUCGCCUCUCCAUGUUGGAUAAUUCAGAUGUUUUUAGCAUUACAAAGUCAUGUUCUCUUCUCUCCCCCGCUUCCUCACUUCCAAUAUUGCGAAUCAUCUUGAUCUGAGCUUCUCGCGAUCGUAUUCCUCUACCUCUAUCCCCUCAUCAUACGUCCCCUCUUCCUCCUGUCCCUGGGCCUCACACUCGGACUUCAUCGUCUUCCUUCUUUGCAUUCGACCUCCCCCCCCGUUAUUGCUUUGUUCCCGUUCCCGAUCACCUUAUUCUUUCCCUUUCUUCCGUCUUCAACUUGCCCUUGAUGGAAGAACGGACCGGAAUAUCCAGACACCUCUUUUUUCUUUUCAUAUGCGAACAUCACCAGCAAUAAUACGAAAUACCCGCCGCCGACGCCGCCAACUUCGCUUUGCACCCAACUUCUUUCCGUCUCCCUUUCUUCGAUGUUCAACCCACCAAACCAACCACCACCACCACCACCACCACCACCACCGCUUCUUCUUUUUUUCUUCUCUUUGACACGCCCCCGGCCAAACCCCUGUAUUACGUUUUGUUUUGUUUUUGUUUCAUUCCAGUUUGGAAGGGGCUGGGGUGGCUUGGCUUGCUUUGGGAUGGUUGACCCUCGGACAUCUCAAUAUUGACGUAUUUUAUUUUUUAUUCUUUUGGCAUUUCGGAUUACUUUUCUUUUAUUAAUUUAUUUACUUGUUCUUGAGCUGACGAGGAUUUUUUCUUGAAGAUCAUAAUCUUCAGAUGUGGACGAGUAUGGUUAGGUUGGAGAGGGUUAGGUACAGACCAGAAUUGUUGGGAGACUCGAGACAUCGAAUGGG
This is a messenger RNA of Cantharellus anzutake, 1015 nucleotides long. RefSeq lists its product as uncharacterized. The record is from RefSeq and is a predicted model, not a curated record. Bases 246 to 707 code for a protein of 153 amino acids. The transcript is spliced from 3 exons. NCBI's taxonomy places the organism in Eukaryota, Fungi, Basidiomycota, Agaricomycetes, Cantharellales, Hydnaceae.